Molecule: messenger RNA, 6401 nt
Organism: Octodon degus (degu)
Lineage: Eukaryota; Metazoa; Chordata; Mammalia; Rodentia; Octodontidae
Gene: Gas7
Product: growth arrest specific 7
Exons: 14
Coding region: 131-1561 (476 amino acids)
Biological process (GO): actin filament polymerization; neuron projection morphogenesis
Cellular component (GO): cytoplasm; actin filament; plasma membrane
Molecular function (GO): actin filament binding
Source: RefSeq, a predicted model, not a curated record
CCCCGAGACGGCGCGCGCCCAGAGCGCGGGAGCCCGGAGCGCCGGGCGCCUGGGACCCCGCGGAGCCGCGGCUCAGCCCGCGGGGCUCGGUAGGGAUGCAGGCUGCGCUGUGAGCCCAGGCGCGAAGGCCAUGUCCGGCGCCCGCUGCCGGACCUUGUACCCCUUCUCUGGGGAGCGGCACAGCCAGGGGCUCCGCUUUGCCGCGGGCGAGCUGAUCACGCUGCUGCAGGUCCCGGACGGCGGCUGGUGGGAAGGCGAGAAGGAGGACGGGCUCCGCGGCUGGUUCCCGGCCAGCUAUGUGCAGUUGCUGGAGAAGCCUGGAAUGGUCCCCCCUCCGCCGGGAGAGGAAAGCCAGACUGUCAUCCUCCCACCUGGCUGGCAGAGCUAUUUGUCUCCUCAGGGCCGGCGUUACUAUGUCAACACGACCACCAAUGAGACCACCUGGGAACGCCCCAGCAGUUCUCCUGGGAUUUCAGCCAGCCCUGGCCCUCACAGGAGCUCUCUGCCUCCAACAGUGAAUGGAUACCACGCAUCAGGGACCCCAGCGCACCCUCCUGAGACUGCCCACAUGAGUCUCCGAAAAUCCACCGGUGAUUCCCAGAACCUGGGCUCCUCCUCACCAAGCAAAAAGCAGAGCAAGGAAAACACCAUCACAAUAAACUGCGUGACCUUCCCUCACCCAGACACAAUGCCUGAACAGCAGUUGCUGAAGCCGACAGAGUGGAGCUACUGCGACUAUUUCUGGGCGGAUAAGAAGGACCCCCAGGGUAAUGGCACAGUGGCUGGCUUUGAACUGCUGCUCCAGAAGCAACUGAAAGGCAAACAGAUGCAGAAAGAGAUGUCUGAAUUCAUCAGGGAAAGGAUAAAGAUUGAAGAAGAAUAUGCAAAGAACUUAGCUAAGCUCUCUCAGAAUUCCCUGGCUGCACAAGAAGAAGGCUCCCUGGGAGAAGCCUGGGCCCAGGUGAAGAAGAGCCUUGCAGAUGAAGCGGAAGUUCACCUCAAGUUCUCUGCCAAGCUCCACAGUGAGGUAGAGAAGCCCCUGAUGAACUUCCGAGAGAACUUCAAGAAAGACAUGAAAAAGUGUGACCACCACAUCGCGGACCUCCGCAAGCAGCUUGCCAGCCGCUAUGCCUCGGUGGAGAAGGCCCGGAAAGCCCUCACCGAGCGGCAGAGAGACCUGGAGAUGAAGACCCAGCAGCUGGAGAUCAAGCUGAGCAACAAGACAGAAGAGGACAUCAAGAAGGCGCGGAGGAAGUCCACACAGGCGGGAGAUGACCUCAUGCGCUGUGUGGAUCUCUACAACCAGGCCCAGUCCAAGUGGUUUGAAGAGAUGGUGACCACCACGUUGGAGCUGGAGCGGCUAGAGGUGGAGAGGGUGGAGAUGAUCCGACAGCACCUGUGUCAGUACACACAGCUGCGGCAUGAGACGGACAUGUUCAACCAAAGCACAGUCGAGCCUGUGGACCAACUGCUUCGAAAAGUGGACCCGGCCAAAGACAGGGAGCUGUGGGUCAGAGAGCACAAAACAGGCAACAUUCGCCCUGUGGACAUGGAGAUCUAGACUUGCCCCGGUGCCUCCGGGGGUCCUACCCAGGAGAGGGGCUGGCAUCACAGAGGGGGUGGAGGCCCCUGCUGGGUGGAGCUGCCCUCCCACCCAUUCUCCUGGUCCAUGGACAGAGGGAGGAAAACCUGGUAAUUGCCAGAAGGGUCACCUAGAUAGCCCAACUGGAGUUGCCCUGGAAUUCCCUGACCAACACGACCUUGGACCCACAACCCUGUCCCUGUCUCUAAGACCCCCCCACAACUCCCAUGCUGUGCUUGUCGCUCUGAGAACAAACUGAGGCUGGAACUUUGUGAUCCCUGCUGAAGUCCGCGGGGUGACUAUCACACACAUGUGUCCCAGAUGCCCCAAGGGGCGUCCUCCAGCUGCCCACCUUGUCUGCAGGGCUUUGGAAGAUUGGGAAGGAAUGUGUCUGUGUCUAAGCCAGGGUCAGGGUCAGAACUGUGGAUGGAAGGCGCCCUUUGGCUUGUAGCCCUUGCCACAAAUCCUUUGCAGCCCUCCCUCCCCAUUUUUUUUUCCAGUUGCAUUCUGGGAGUCACAGCUGAAUUUCUUGACUGCUUUUCAUCCCCAGUGGGCUUGGGAAGGCCUGGCUUUUCUCUUCCCGGACCUACCCUGCCUGAACAGGUCAGGUUGGAACUACCUCAUUUGGCAAAUUAGCCCCAAGUUGGAGCAUUUAAUCAUGGCUCCUGUCAGAUCAGGCAUUCCUCCCAGGAUCCCCUAAUCUACCACUCCCUCUCCUGCCUUCUGAAGGAAACCCACCUCCCCAGCGCAACAUCCCAUCCCAGUCUCAGUAGUUUUCUGAAGCUCUCAGCCAGCAACAUCUCAUCCAGAAGCAUGUCCUCAGAAGCAAGCCAGCUCAUCUCAGAAACCAGCCAGCCACAAGAGACCCAUGGGCCCCGUCUGACCACCACCCUCUGCAUCAUUGGGUUACCCUGGCUCCUGGCCCCUGGCCCCUACCCCCUACACACACACACACACGUGCGCGCGCACACACACACACACCAGGUUGCCCACCAUGGGCUUCAUGGGGCUCGGCAGUCCCACAUGAGAGAGAGGUCAGGCUGAAUCCAGGCAUCUCCAGAUAGUUCUGUCUGCUUAUGCACAAUGGGGUUGAGAAUGCGGGCCCUUGUUCAGGCACUGGAUAGGCACUGCAAGGUCUCAUGCAGCUGCAGUAAAUUGUUCACAUCCAUGCAGUAUCAGCACCAAACCUCACUGUGUACCAGCACUUCCCUUUGCUAUGCCCAGCUUCCUUGGAGACAACCGGGCAAGUAGGACCUGGGAAGCUCUCAGCACUGCCGUGAGGUCCAGCUCACUUCUUCUUUCCUUCCACUAGUACAGCAGAGGUGUUCUCAGUCAUAGUGAUCUAGAGACUAUCUGGGGGCUCAGGGUGGGGGUGGGGUAUUAGAGGUCACGUAGUGAUGGGGGCAGCUUCAAGCUGGGAACCUGUGCCCUGAGCAUCCAUCCUCUCGGUCUUUCCCAUUGAUGACUUUGCCUUUGACUGCACUUCUCCCAAGGGCCGAAUCCUGUGAGCGCAGCUCACAGAUCCUGCCUCCGUUCCAUCUUAUGUGCUAGCAAUGGGUGACUUCUAAUUCUUGGCUCUUUGGGCCCCACUUUUAGUUUACAUCAGAAAGAUGUCCAGUCUACUAAAGCAAACCAAGCUGUCAUUUUCCUUGCUGACACAUUCCACCCCUUGGCCCGCAUUGAGGUGUCUACAGGGUGAAAGCUGAGAUCUGUCCAUGUGCUGGAGAAACGGCAUCCCACGGAGAAGAAUCUGGAAUUGCUCCUCCUAGUUCUGGGCUUGGGCUAUGACACCAGCUACCAAUUUUACGAUACUAUCUCUUGGUUUCUUUAUUAAAAAUGGGUGCUAGUGGUAAUUGCUUUGUGGCUUAGUAAACUAAUUUGUGGGUGAUUUUCAAGAAUUUGAAGCCCAUAGCCUUGUAAUUAAUACAAAAUUUUGAGUGCAAUAUGACUCACUGACUGCCUCCUCUUGCCCAUUUAAGGGUUCCUAAGACCUCUGGCCCUGGAGUGGAGUAGGCUCCUGCCCCUCCCAGGGUACCCCAAAUUGGCCUAUUAUUAGAAAUACUUCUUUCCUCCUUACCCCCUCACCCUCGUCUCUUGAGCUCAUUCACAUACACCUCUUCUUCCCCCCCCCCUCAGUUCUUUCAUCAAGCAUUUAGUUAAAGUCAAGCAAUGUGCCAGGAUCUAAUCUGACAACAAGCUAUAGCUCUACUAUGGAGGAGCCUACGAGCUUAUUUGGUAUAGAUUUAUCUUUUCCCCAGUGGCCUGGCAGGCAGAUAACUUCAGCAUUGACAUAAAGAUACUCUACAGGAUUGAGAUGUUCACAGGUACUGUCUGUUGGGCUGAUUAAUCUGCAUUCAUUCAUCCAUCAUGCUGGGUGGUGGAACUGUAGUUGCAUAUAAGAUGAGCACUGCCUCUGUUCCCUGCUCUCCCGAUGGACAAGGGAAUGUUUAGAGCUUUCUAGAGAGGAACAACAUCACUCACUCUCCAUGUCUACCUGGUGGGAUUCUUGAAUUAUAAACUUCUGUGAUGAGCUAUUUAUCUAGAGAGUGGAAGGAAGGCAGCAACAAGAGUUCAAUCACCUGGUCACCAGACCAUCAUGGCCCAGAUCCAGCUCCAAUUUGACAGAUUUUUUUUGUUGCUGGCUUUCAGUAACUCUCCUUGCUAAGUGGAUAGUAGGAAUGAAGCUCAAGCAUAGCCAGAGAGUGCCGGGGAAUGGCAUGGGACUCAGAUCCAACCUCUUUCCCUAUUAACAGGACACCUCUAGCCUUGGGUAAAAUCAAAAUUAGGAUGAGGUCUAGAAAAUCUGAAAUGGACCUUGGAGUAAGAAGCACACUAUCCAGGCUGUUGGCUUCACUUUUAAGGUGCUGGGGAUGGAACCUGAGGCCUGAUACGUAUUAGGCAAGCACUCUACCACUGAGCUGCACCCCCACUCUGUUGAGCAUGGUUUCAUGUUUGUCUUUCUGCUUAAGUUGAGAGGAUUUGGUUGGGGGAGUGAACAGCCAUGUUAGUUUCUAAAACCAGAUUAGCCCCUGGUACCUUCCACCACCUGGGAGACUUAGUGCACUUAGGUCUGUCUUGUAAAAGCCUGAUUUGUUUGUUUGUUACUCAUUUUGUUUUUGUGGUACUGGGGAUUGAAUGCAGCUCUUUCCCAUGCUGGACAAGCUCUCUGCCACGGAGGAGGUAUAUCCUUACCUGAAAGCCUUUGUUUUAAAAAAAAAAAUCUCUAAGCUGAACCAAUGUGCAAAGUGGUUAGUUGCUAUGGCAAACUCUAGGAAGAGCCGCCCAUCUCCCUAUUAUUUUACCUUCUCCCUGCUUUGGGGCAGUGCUGCAAUGCACAAGGCCGCGCGGGCCUGCAUGUUGGGCCCUGACGUUCCUGUCCUACCUCAGCUCCAUGGCCUGUUGCCUCUGGGGAUUUCUGUGGUAGGACAGCCUUCUCUGUUGGAUGAGGCAAAUGGCUGGAGCAAACAGGAAGUAUGAACUCAUGACCAGGGAUUUGUUUCUAUUCCCUUUGAGAAAACCAACCAAUUGCUAGAUUAGGAGAUGGCUGUGCAAAACUCUUGGCUGAGCUGAAGUCCCUUCUUGGAAAUACAACCUGUAAAAUUCAGAGGACAUCAGAGGCCAUGGCUUGUUCAGGGGAUUUUACCCCAGAUGUGAGUAGCUAUGACACAGAGCUCUGGAAAGGGCCUCCAAAUCUGCUGCUUGUUAUGGAGCUAGAGGAAGGCACUUCACAAAUGUCAGGUGUGGUGCAGAGCAGGAGCCUGCUGGGUGCAGUUGGUCACCAUCUCACUUGAAGAAUUCUUUCCUCCACUACACGACUCACAACCACCUUCUUCCAGGAUAGUGCAGGUGUAACUGGUGUAGUAAAAUUCACCCCUUUGAAGUAUACAGUUCUGCAAAUUCUGAAAAACUUAUAUGGUUUUGUAAUCAUUACCAAAAUCCACAUAAGAUUUCCAUCACCCUAAAAAAACCCCAAAACUGUACCUGCCCCACUGUGGUCAGUGCUUUCCUCCCGCCUCCUGACCCAGCAAGCCUGAUCAGUGUUCUGACCUUUUCUACAUGUCAUGUAAAUGGAAUCACGCUGAGGAUGUAGCCCUUCAUGGCCUAUGACAUUGUAUGUAACAGUGUGUCCCUUUCCCUUGCUGAGUAAUAACCGUAUCAGGUGGGCCACCCUGCUUCCUUGUUUUUAAACUGAGUCCUUGGCCCUGGAGGCUGAUGGCCUAGGAUCUUCAUCUUGCCUGCAUAACACUCCGCUGCUUCUGACAGCUCCCAGGGCUCUGCAGAUGCGAGCUAUGUCCACAGGUGUUUUGGGGGGUUACGCUCAUCUUUUUGGUCCAUGUUAGGUUUUCUCCAGUGCAGCCAGCAGCCGGAGUUUGCAGGGACAGUGGCAGACAGGGUCACAGCUGCCUUCCAGCUCUGGAACCCGAAGCUUGCGUCCCAGUCAGAAGACCCGCAUCUCCUGUGUGCCCAAUGCCAGCUCCAUGCUCCCUGCAUUCACUCAGCAUUGGGGCCUUGAAGGGGUGUGGGGUGAGAGGCUGGCACUGGCCCUAGGCGCUCUGUCAUCGCUCCCUGGACCAGUGGCUUCUUGUGCCAGCUGAGGGUACUUGUUCUAGGUGGGCUCUUGGGCCUCUCAGUACUGUGUUCUGUCUGCUCCCCCUCUUAUUUUCUGGUCAUUCCUAAUCUGGAUGUCAUCUACAUAACUGUGCAUAAGGUUGUCUAAAACCUUUCAUGAGAGUCACUUCUCCAUUUAGGUUGAAAUGUGACUACAGAAUUUUGUGAGCUAAGAAUGAGACCGCUCCUCCUAGGACAUACCCCAACUGCA